UGAUUUGUUGCGCUCAACUUCAAGCAUGUUUAUGAACCUGAAGGACGAUAAAAAACUAAUGAAGAAGUUUGUAAAACUGGUUGAAAAGUAUCCAGAUAUAUACGACCGCUCUAAGGACGGAUACAGAACUCACAGUGUUGAAAAAUCAUGGCAAGAAAUUCGUGAACACGUGAGAACAGAACUGAAUGAGGAAUGUACUGUUGAGGAGCUAAAAUUGAAAUGGAAAGGAAUCCGGUCUUCUUACAAUCGAUACAAAAAUAAAAUUCAAACAAGCGACACAUGCAAAAAAUAUUAUUUAAGUGCCUACCUACAAUUCUUGGAUCCGUUUAUAAGAAGAAGAGGAUCGCAGUUAGAUAAAUCAGAAACGGACUGUUCGUAUUUCAUUGACGUUCACGAUAAUGAUACGUCGAAUGAUUCAAACAUAGAAGCCGAAGAGAUAGAUAUAAAAUCUGAAGUAAUAGAAGAUUCACAAAUAGGCGAAAAAACACAACACUACGUGCCAAUUGGAAUAAUUAAUAGUACUGAGGAAGUUAAGCAAGAAAAAGAAGAAAGGCCUACUGACGAGGAGAGCGAGGAUUUACAAUUCUUCAAAAGUAUUCUUUCCGAUAUCAAAGAUUUUACAUCGAAAGAAAAAAGAAAAUUUAAAAUGGGCAUUUUACAAUUGAUUGAUGAUAUUGAAAACGAACGUAAAGACAAUUACUGAAUAAAAUAUUUAUUAAGAUUGCUCAGUGAUAUUAGUUAUAAUAUAUAGUGUUAUAGUAAAAUACGUUUGUCAAUUUGCUUAGAUUUCCUAAUUAGAUUUAGCUUUCUGUAAAUAAUUGUUCAUCCAA
Messenger RNA from Bombyx mori (domestic silkworm), 830 nucleotides. RefSeq lists its product as uncharacterized. NCBI's taxonomy places the organism in Eukaryota, Metazoa, Arthropoda, Insecta, Lepidoptera, Bombycidae. Bases 26 to 703 code for a protein of 225 amino acids. The transcript has 4 exons. Gene Ontology annotation, molecular function: DNA binding. Gene Ontology annotation, cellular component: transcription regulator complex; nucleus. The record is from RefSeq and is a predicted model, not a curated record. Gene Ontology annotation, biological process: regulation of transcription by RNA polymerase II.